This is a messenger RNA of Coccomyxa subellipsoidea C-169, 486 nucleotides long. RefSeq lists its product as hypothetical. The coding region runs from base 1 to 486 and encodes 161 amino acids. The transcript is spliced from 5 exons. The record is from RefSeq and is a predicted model, not a curated record. NCBI's taxonomy places the organism in Eukaryota, Viridiplantae, Chlorophyta, Trebouxiophyceae, Coccomyxaceae.
AUGUGUGCGCCGCCGCUGAAGCGCAAAGCGCCGGAGCCCGGCAUGGCGCGCUCGGAGAACUCGUUGGAUUCGCCGCCGCGCAGCAAAAUGCCGGCCCACUCCGGAGACUUCUUCUAUGCUCAUGACGGCCACGGCGAGGUGCUUCCAAAGCCGGUCAAGAAGAGGGAGUCUGCGCGCAACCUCUCCAGCGAGCAUCAUCCCCUUGGGUCCGACGGAUCGGACAAUAGGGCGUGUCCACUGGCGCGGGCAGCGGAGGCAUCUCCGGAGGUGGAGGCUGGGCAGGAGGCGGUGUCUGUCAGCAGGGCGGCUGCAGCUGUUGGAGUUCACGAAGGAGACCUCAUGCAGGGCUUCCCAGGAUUCACUCCGGCUCAGGCGGUCCAAGGCAUGACAGCGCCAAGCUCAGAGGCAGCAGCAGAGGCUCCAUCACAUGCAUUGGACAACAGCCGCAGGCCCACGAAUGACAUGACUCAGGGCCAUGUGCAGUGA